This is a messenger RNA of Aspergillus nidulans FGSC A4, 2382 nucleotides long. RefSeq lists its product as uncharacterized. Gene Ontology annotation, molecular function: dipeptidyl-peptidase activity; hydrolase activity. The record is from RefSeq and is a predicted model, not a curated record. The transcript is spliced from 4 exons. The coding region runs from base 1 to 2382 and encodes 793 amino acids. Lineage: Eukaryota; Fungi; Ascomycota; Eurotiomycetes; Eurotiales; Aspergillaceae.
AUGCCGAACCCAAUCCGCGCCGACAUCACCACGAUUGACAGCACGUCCUUCCCGUAUAUCUUCGAACAAAACGUUACCAUCACCCUCAAGGACAAUUCUGGCCUCGUUCGCUGCAACGUAUAUCGUCCCAAAUCGCCUGAAAAAGUCCCAGUUCUUGUAACAUACGGCCCCUAUGGCAAGGAUAUCCCCUACGCCGACUUCCACCCAAAAUCCUUCUCUGAAGUUAAUCCGGAGCACCGCUCGCAACACUCAGCAUGGGAAACACCAGACCCCGCAUUCUGGACGAAAAAGGGCUACGCGGUUGUGCGCGCCGAUGAGCGCGGAACAGGGCAAUCGCGCGGAAAACUCGACACCAUGUCCCGCGAGACCAGCGAGGCAUUCUUUGACGUCGUCGAAUGGGCCGCAGAGCAAGAAUGGUCAUCUGGGAAGGUCGGAUUGCUGGGGAUUAGCUACUAUGCUGGGUCGCAGUGGCGAGUCGCUGCACGGCAGCCGAAAGGCCUUGCGUGCAUAAUUCCGUGGGAGGGCAUGUCGGACUAUUAUCGGGAUCGGUGUCGGCAUGGUGGCAUUCUGUCGAACUCGUUCAUUUCAUUCUGGUGGAAUCGCCAAGUUCUCAGCAACCAGUAUGGACGGCCUGGACGUGCUGCCAGGAACUGGGGGGUGGAUACAAUCGAGGGUGAUCUCGUAGAAGAAGAACUUGAGGCGAACAGACAGGAUCAGACCGUUGACAAUAGGAUCAAUCGGUUCAGGGAUGACCUGUACUACGCGAGUAAGGAGUAUACCAUGUCUGAUAUACAGGUUCCUCUCCUCUCUGUUGCCAACUGGGGCGGCAUCCUCUUGCAUCUAAGGGGCAACGUUGAAGGGUACACCCAAGCCGGUAGUCAGCUCAAAUACCUCCGCUUUAUCACUGGACGCCACGACCUCCCAUUCUACUACAAAGAAGAAGUCGACAUUCAGCUGAGCUUUCUCGACGCAUUCCUAAAAGGGGACGACCGCGCUGGAUGGUCGACUGGGACCGCGCCCAAAGUCGACCUCGUCCUCCGCAAAGGUGACGUAGGCUUUAACAACGCCGAAGCUGAGAAGACGUACGCUCGCCGCGUGGAAAACGAGUGGCCAAUUGCGCGGACGCAGUAUACAAGGUUCUACCUCACCCCGAAUCGGGAACUACUUACCACUCCACCGGAACAGAAGGGAUACAGCAAGCUCAGCUAUGCCGCCUUGGGAAACAUCGAGAACCCGUCGUUUAUUCAGUUCACGACUCCACCAUUCGAGCACGAAACAGAGAUAACAGGCCACAUCGUCGCGCACCUGAAUGUCUCUAUGAGCCCUAAUCCCGGAGCUCCUACCCCCACGGAUAUAGAUCUUUUCCUGACCCUACGGUACAUCUCCCCUGAAGGAAAAGAAGUUUACUACACAGGGACGGCUGGGGACCCCGUUCCGCUCUGCAAGGGCUGGCUACGUGUGAGUUUGCGCAAGGUCAACGACAAACACGCCCGGCACAGGGAGUACCUCCCGCACCGGGACUACUUCUCUACGGACGUCCAGCCUGUUAUUCCUGGAGAAGUCUACCCCGUUGACGUAGAGAUCUGGCCGACAAAUGUUGUCGUUGAGAAAGGCGGCCAGAUUGUUCUUGAGGUCGCGUCUGGGGAUACUCAGGGGAGUGGAAUUUUCCUGCACAAUGAGCCGACAGACAGUGGAGUCAGCCUGCAUAUCCUAGAUGUUUUCCAUGCACCCGAUGUGGACGCCGUGGUCCCGAAUACUGCCCGUCCUUGGUUGGCCCAGCCGGCGAGUCCGAAAAUGUCAGCAUCCAACGAAUCCUCGGCGCCCAAGAACCUCCGUCCCCUCUCCAGAUACAUAACAACCCACAAUGCCGCCGGAAAAGCAAUCUUCUCCGAAUCUAUUGCGCCGACUAUGCCUGUAACACCGAUCCCCGACGGCGCCGACUUCUCCCUGGCAUACACUUCCCCGACAAUCCCGGCCUCCUUCGCCAACGAAACCGACAUCGCCGCUUAUGCCAGCUACCUGGAACCGGGAAACUCGCCGGGCCUGGUGAUCUCAACAGGCUCUGUCUGCCGGAUCGUCGAUAUGCCGCCUAAUGCACUAUCGUCCAUGCAUAGAACGGUGUCGCUGGAUUACGGCGUUGUGCUGGAGGGCGAGGUGCAGCUCGAGUUGGAUAGCGGAGAAACGAGAUUGCUCAAGAGAGGAGACGUUGCCGUGCAGCGCGGAACGAACCAUGCAUGGAGAAAUGUCACACCCCCGGGGGAGGAUGGGCAGGCCCAGUGGGCGAGGAUGCUGUAUGUGCUGCUGCCGGCGAAAACAGUCGAGAUUGAUGGGAAGGCGUUGGGAGAGGAGCUGGGCCACAUCGGCGUGCGGUCGAGUACUUAA